AUGUCAGAAAACGUGGUGAGAAGAAAGCUGGUCAUAAUUGGAGAUGGUGCCUGUGGUAAGACAUCACUGCUCUACGUAUUUACACUGGGAAAGUUUCCUGAAGAAUAUCAUCCAACUGUCUUCGAGAACUACGUAACCGAUUGUCGUGUUGAUGGAAUAAAGGUUUCUUUAACACUUUGGGAUACAGCAGGACAAGAGGAAUAUGAAAGGCUGCGGCCAUUUUCUUAUUCGAAGGCCAAUAUUAUACUAAUAGGAUUUGCAAUCGACGACCCGGAGUCUCUGUCGAAUGCUAGAAUCAAGUGGACAGAAGAAGCACUACGCUAUUGUCCCAAUGCUCCCAUAAUUUUGGUUGGCUUGAAAAAAGACUUGCGAAAGAAUGGGGACGAGAGGGACAUUGUGAAGAAAGAGGAUGCAGAACAGGUCGCUAGAGCAAUUGGCGCCAAAAAGUACAUGGAGUGCAGUGCGCUAACUGGUGAGGGUGUCGAUGAUGUUUUCGAGGUAGCUACAAGAACAAGUCUCCUAGUGAAUAAAGAACCAGGUCAAGGAUGCUGCGCAAUAGCCUGA
This is a messenger RNA of Lachancea fermentati, 564 nucleotides long. The record is from the annotation of a GenBank genome assembly. NCBI's taxonomy places the organism in Eukaryota, Fungi, Ascomycota, Saccharomycetes, Saccharomycetales, Saccharomycetaceae.